Messenger RNA from Cordyceps fumosorosea ARSEF 2679, 3342 nucleotides. RefSeq names its product nitrite reductase. The record is from RefSeq and is a predicted model, not a curated record. Gene Ontology annotation, molecular function: 2 iron, 2 sulfur cluster binding; heme binding; nitrite reductase [NAD(P)H] activity. The transcript is spliced from 4 exons. The coding region runs from base 1 to 3342 and encodes 1113 amino acids. NCBI's taxonomy places the organism in Eukaryota, Fungi, Ascomycota, Sordariomycetes, Hypocreales, Cordycipitaceae.
AUGACAGAACGAGAUCCUCCUCGAAAGAGGCUAGUUGUUGUCGGCCUGGGCAUGGUGGGCAUUUCCUUCAUAGAAAAAAUUCUGAAAUACGAUACAAAGGAGAGAGAGUACGACAUCACCGUCCUCGGCGAGGAGCCGUACCUAGCAUACAACCGCGUCGGACUCACCAGCUUCUUCAACCACCGCGAGAUCCCUAACCUCUACCUCAACCCACAAGAAUGGUAUGAAACUACCGCAAAGAAAGGCCUUGCAUGCCACAUCAGCACCAAAGUCGUCGACAUCGACACAGAUUCCAAGACGGUCCACUGCGAAACUGGCCACAGCGUGCCCUAUGAUAUCUUGGUCCUUGCCACUGGCUCCAAUGCCGUACUUCCGCGGCGCACACCUGGCCAUGAUGCCAACGGUGUCUUCGUCUACCGCACCAUUGACGACCUGGUUCGGCUGAUCGCCUUUGCUAAGGACAAGGGCGAGACGGACGGCGUAGUUGUGGGCGGCGGCCUGCUCGGCCUCGAAGCCGCCAAUGCCAUGAUGGAUCUGGAAGUGUACCGCAAGGUCCGUCUCGUCGAACGGAACAAGUGGGUGCUGAGCCGCCAGCUGGACGCCGACGCCGGCGACAUGGUCGUGGAGCAGAUUCGCCAGCUCGGCCUAGAUGUGAUGCUAAGCAAACGCGUACAGCGCAUCCAGGUCGACGCCUCGAACAACGUCCAGGGCGUAGUGUUUGAGGACGGCGAGGAGCUCUCCUGUAGCACCGUGUGCUUUGCGAUUGGUAUCAGCCCGCGGGACGAACUCGCGCGCAACGCUGGCAUCGAUUGUGCCGAAUUUGGAGGCAUCGCCGUCGACGACAGCCUGUGCACCAGUGCACCAGGCGUCUACGCUGUUGGCGAGUGCGCGAGUUGGCGCAAAACCACGUACGGCCUCAUCGCACCCGGCGUGGAAAUGGCCGACGUACUGGCCUUCAACCUGACACAGGCAGCCCUGCACGCGCCGCGCGUCUUCAAGCGUCCCGACGUGAGUACCAAGCUCAAGCUUCUCGGCGUUGACGUGGCAAGCUUUGGAGAUUUCUUUGCCGACCGCGACGGGCCAAAGUAUCUACCUCCGAAAUACAUCCGCGACAUCAAGGCUGCAAAAGGCGACGGGGCUGCCCUUACGGCGGCGGACAAGCAGGCCAAGAUGCUCACGUAUAAGGACCCCUUCCAAAACGUGUACAAGAAGUACAUUUUUACAGCCGAUGGCAAGUACUUGCUCGGUGGCAUGAUGAUUGGUGACACGAGCGACUACAUCAAGGUCGUGCCGCUGGUCAAGAACAUGAAAGAGCUCGAUGUCUCACCCGCCGAGUUCAUCAUUGGCAACAAAAAGGGCGACGACGAGAAUGGGGAUGACUUGGACGACGACACGCAAAUCUGCUCCUGCCACAACGUCACCAAAGGCGACGUUGUCCAACAAGUAAAGAGCGGCGAGUGCAAAGACAUUGCUUCCGUCAAGGCCUGCACAAAAGCUGGUACUGGAUGUGGAGGGUGCAUGCCGCUCGUGACGCGCAUCUUUAACAAGACCCUGACCUCGAUGGGCAAGGAAGUGACCAACUAUCUCUGCGAGCAUUUCAACUACUCCCGCACCGACCUCUUCAACAUCAUCAUGGUCAAGAAGCACAAGACAUUUUCCCAAGUAUUCGCCGACGCCGGCAACAAAGGCAGCACUGCUACCACCUCCCACAGCGUGGGAUGCGAGCUGUGCAAACCUGCCGUAGCGAGCAUCUUUGCUUCGCUCUGGAACAAGCACGUCCUCAGCGCGUCCAACCGCGGCUUGCAGGACACAAAUGACCGGUACCUUGGCAACAUCCAGCGCGAUGGCACCUACUCGGUCGUCCCACGCAUACCUGGCGGCGAGAUCACGCCCGCAAAGCUGCUCGCCAUCGGCCGUGUUGCUGAGGCGUAUGGUCUUUACACGAAGAUCACCGGCGGCCAGCGCAUCGACCUCUUUGGCGCGCGCAAGCAGGACCUCCCCGCCAUCUGGGCCGCGCUCGGCGCCGCAGGGCUCGAGUCGGGGCACGCGUACGCCAAGUCGCUGCGAACCGUCAAGAGUUGCGUCGGCUCGACGUGGUGCCGCUUCGGCAUCGGCGACUCGGUCGGACUGGCCGUGCGUCUGGAGGAGCGGUACAAGAGCAUCCGUGCUCCGCACAAGAUCAAGGGAGGUGUCAGCGGCUGCGUGCGUGAAUGCGCAGAGGCCCAAAGCAAAGACUUUGGUCUGAUUGCCACAGAGAAGGGUUUCAACGUCUUCGUCGGCGGCAACGGCGGCGCAAACCCUAAGCACGCCAUACUGCUGGCCAAGGACGUGCCGCCAGCCGACGUCGUCGCCCUCCUCGACCGAUAUCUCAUGUUGUAUAUCCGUACCGCCGACAAGCUGCAACGGACGGCGCCAUGGCUUGAGGCCUUGCCUGGUGGCAUCAACUACCUCCAAGACGUCAUAGUGCGUGACAAGCUGGGCAUCUGCGCGAGCCUCGAGGCACAGAUGAAGGAGCUCGUCGACAGCUACUUUGACGAGUGGGCCGAUGCCAUCGCCGACCCGGCCAUUGCCGCCCGCUUCACGCAGUUCGACAAUGCCCCUGAGGCGGCGCUCCCUAGCAUGGAGCAGCAGUCGGAUCGCAGCCAGAGCCACCCGGUACACUGGACGACCGAGCCCGCCGCCGAGGACUUUAAGGCAUUGGGCACGCAGUCUGGAAAGGAAAAUGGUGACGCCACCUGGUCCAGCACCGCCUGGGAGCCUGUCAUUUCCGCCUCGCACUUUGACGGCGCCGACGAGCUUCCCAACGGCAUCUCCGCCACCAUCAAGCGUGGCGACACACAGCUUGCCGUGUGGCGCGUCCGUGGGCGUUACUACGCCACGCAGCAAAUGUGUCCGCAUAAGCGCGCUUUUAUCCUCUCCGACGGCCUCAUCGGACAAUCGUCCUCGACCGGCACCGUCUCCGUCGCCGACGAAAGCGGAGCUGCCCCGGCACCCUGGGUCUCGUGUCCGCACCACAAGCGGAACUUUGACCUGUCCUCAGGCUCGUGCCGCAACGACUCCUCCCUGUCGAUUGCCACGUUCGCCGUCGAGGAGCGUGCCGACGGCCAGGUACACCUGCUGCUGCCGCCUGUGGAGGAGCUCGACGCCCGGCUGGGCACGAGUACGUGGAGGGUGAAGAAGGGAGAGAGCGGCGAGGAGCCCCUGGCAGCGCUCGACCGCAAGUACAAGCUCGUCGGGCGCAGGGGCAGAAGGCCGGGCUCUGCCGUUGCGCCCAUGGCGGCGCCGACACCGUUGAUCACGGCUGGCGGAGGAGGCGGGUGCGGCGCGGCGCCAGACUGGUAG